Guillardia theta CCMP2712 is the source of this 2583-nucleotide messenger RNA. RefSeq lists its product as hypothetical. Gene Ontology annotation, biological process: transmembrane transport. The transcript is spliced from 12 exons. Gene Ontology annotation, molecular function: antiporter activity; xenobiotic transmembrane transporter activity. Bases 1 to 2583 code for a protein of 860 amino acids. Lineage: Eukaryota; Cryptophyceae; Pyrenomonadales; Geminigeraceae. The record is from RefSeq and is a predicted model, not a curated record. Gene Ontology annotation, cellular component: membrane.
AUGUUGGAUCCUGACGACCACGACGACCAGCGACAGGCGCUGAUCGAUGAGCACAAGGGCGUAGACACGAGAAGCAGCCCUUCCUUCCCUCCUCCUCCCUCUGCUGCCGAACUCGCUCGCUCUGCAAUCAAGGUUGGUGGAGCUUCGAACCUUGCAAAGCAUGUCUUGUCUGCAGCUGGAGGAGGCGAAGGCAGCGACAACGUAUGCGACGACUGCUACUUCAUCCUCCGCGACUCGGCGGGAGGGAAGGAGGCGACGUCUGUGGAUGCGAGGGAGCGUCUGCUUGAGAUGCUUCCUCCGCAUUGGCGCGACAGCUUGUGGCCACUGCUAGACGCCAGCAGCAAGACUUUCCUUCCUCGUUUCCUUGAGACCUCCCGACUCGUCAUCACCUUGGCAGCUGCAGGACACAAGAGUUCCUCUGCUCUCUGUGCCGUCGCUCUAUCCCGCAGCAUCAUGAGCAUGAGCCAACAGCCCCUAGCCUCUGCUCUCCUCGCUCCUCUCGAUCAGCGCAUCUGCCGUGCCCUCUCGUCGCCAACCAGGGUGAAGGAGGCGGGGCUGUGGGUCCAGCGAGGAGCAGUGCUCUGCGUAGUCUCCUCCUUCUUCCUCGCGCUGGUGUGGCAGGCGGCGUAUCCCUUGUGGGAGCUGCUGGGGGUGGAGGACGCGAUGGUGGAGGAUGCGAUGACGUUUCUGCGCAUCUCGAUCCUUGGAGUGACGCAGGAGCUGUUGCUUCAGCUCGCGUCGCUGUGGAUGCUUGCUCAAGGCUACUCCCUUCCCGUCUACACUGGAGCGCUCCUCUCCCUGCCCGUACACCUCCUCCUCAACCUCAUCCUCGUCUACGGAUGGGCUGGAGGCGUCGCAGGGGCAGCGAGCGCGAGCGUGGCGUCACGCACAGUGGAGCUGCUGUACGUGUGCGGGCAUGUACUGGUGCUGCGACUGCAUGAUCGCUCCUUCGGGGCGCUGACGAUGGAUGCCUUCCUUCCUCACCCCCUGCUCAUCCUCUCGCUCAAGGCGCUUCCUCUCGCUCUCUCAGGGAUGUUUCUCGCCUUCGUGUCGCAGGUCCCGCUGCUGCUGGCGGCCACCUUAGGGUCUCAGGCUCUCAUUCUCUUCAUCUGCCUCGACUACCUCGCCAUGAUGUUCUAUCAAGCUCCUUUCGCUCUUGCCGACGCCGCCCUCCUCCUCAUCUCCUCCUCCCUCCGCAGGGGGGACGGGCGAGCGGCCAAGGGGACGGGCUGGCUGACGAUCUUCAUGUGUCUGGGGUGGGGAGUUAUCGCAUCGCUGUCGCUGCUGUUCAUCGGAGGAGUUCUCUCCCUCUUCUUCUCCCAUGACGACCUCAUCGUCGCCUCCACAGCUCACCUCCUCCCUCUUGCUGCUCUCUGGCAGACCUGGUGUGGACUAGGAGCCGCUUGCUUCUCGGUGCUGGAGGCGUCAGGCUCGAGAAGAUUCACAUUGAUGUUGCGACUUGCAGCAGCGUUCGUCAUCACCAUCCCUGUGAGCAUGAUCAUGAUCUACUUCGCCGAUGUGGCUGUCCUCGGGCUCUUCUGGUCCAUGACGGUUGGACAGGCCAUCGCUGCUUGUCGAGCAUUCUACCGCAUCAAGGGGAUGGACUGGGCAGUCGUGGCUUCUCGGUUUCGUAUGAAGUCCGUCCGUCUGCUCCGAAGUUUCUCGGAUGAGGCGGAAGAGGAGGGAGGCAGCGGCUGGUUCGACAUGGGGGGUGUGGAGGAUGACGAGGGGAUGCUCGCACCGGCAACGCCGAGGUUCUCUGUCUUCGCGGAUGAGGAGGAGGAGGAGGAGGAGGAGGAGGAGGAUGGACAUCUGCUGCAAGGAAUUCACAAGCAACUGGGCCGGGAGAACGGGAGGAAGGAGGAGAGACAGGAGGAUCUUGUCGGCUUUGACGAAGAGAGCGACUGGUCAUCUGCGCCAGGGGACGCGAGGCUGGGGGUAGGAGAGAAGGCGAAGGGGACGGGGAGCAAGCGGGAUGAAGCGAUUGAGCUCGUGCUGACGGGGGGGGACGAGCAAAGGGCGGGAGAGCAGCUUGAUCCCUCCUUGUUGGAUGUUGAGGAAGGGUCGCUGUUGGAAGGGUACCAGCCGCUGAACAUGAUGGAGGGAGAGGAGGAGAGGAAGGGACACAGCGAAGAGCAGGAGGAGCGUCUAGACUUGGGGAAACUGGAAGGAACAAACUCUCUGGAGGAGUUGGGCGACUGGGGCAGGAAGAUUAGAAACGAGGAUGCGGCAGGGGCAGGGGCAGGGGCAGGGGCAGGGGCAGGGUCGUGGAGGGAGCAGAUGGGCUGGGGAGAAGACGAGAGCAGUGGCCAAGACUAUGGGGGAUGGAACGGAGAGGAAAACAAAGGAAUCGAGGAAGAAGAUUUGGACAAGUGGGAGGCGAAGUUGGAUGAAGAGGAGGCGGGGGAUGGAGCACUUGUUCCGGCAUGGGAAGGAGGGUUGACGCGGUUGACGGACGAGGAUCUAGCAGCGCUCGAGAAAGAGCUUGAGGUGAGUGAGGAGGACAAGCUUCAAGGUGAAGUGACCGGGUUGAGCAGGAGGGAGGAGGCGCGUGAGGGAGGAGGCGCUGAGCUUGUAAUCUAA